CUUAUGACAUAUGAACUUGCCAUAAGCUGUUUUCAUAAGCUAUCUUGGAAAGCUUAUGUAAAUAAGACGAAAACAGGUUAUUAGCAGCUUAUGUUAUAAAACAAGCGCUUAUGUCUAAGCUUGCAUACGCUUUUUAUUAUAGCAAAAGAUAAACCAAUGUAAAAUUGUUUUUAUAUAUGCCUUAAGCUGUUUUUAUAAACUAUAUUGGAGAACUUAUGGAAAUAAGUUGAAAAAAGCUUAUGAAAAUUGUCAUAAGCUGUUUUCAUGAAUUCUCCCAAACAAUCUCACAGAACAGCUUAUGUAAAUAAUCCAAACAGGCCUUAUGUCAUAAGCUGUUUUCAUAAGUUCUCUUAAACAGUGUCACAGGUGCUUAUGUCAGUAGAUAAGCUCAAAAAAGUCAAUCCAAAGAGGUUCAAUAUGACAUUGUUAAGUAAACACUAUAUAUUAGAGACAACUAAACAGAACAAACAUAUGUUUGAACUCAAUGUAUGGACACUAUGGAGAGUGUUCAUUGUGCAAAUGGGAACCAAAAAAAUUGAAGAUAAGCUUUUUGCUGAGAUAAAAGGAAGGAUAAAGGAGGAAGAUAUAUCUGCACCCGUACGCAAAGGGCCUUAUUACUAUUAUAAGAAAACAUUGGAAGGAAAGGAGUAUGUUCAAUAUUGUAGACGCCUUAUAUCUGAUAACCAAAAGGUUCCAUCUGUUAAUGACACCAUGCCUACAGGACCUGAUGCUCCUCCGGAGCAUGUUAUUUUGGAUGAGAAUAUCAAGGCACAACAGCACGAAUAUUACAGUAUCGGUACUUUUAAGGUUAGCCCAAAUAACAAGUUAGUAGCAUAUGCAGAAGACACCAAAGGAGAUGAAAUAUAUACUGUUUAUGUCAUGGAUAUUGAGACUCAAGCUCCGAUUGGAGAGCCUCUUGUCAGUGUAACAUCAAACCUUGAAUGGGCUGGUGAUGAUGCUCUAGUUUAUGUAACAAUGGAUAAUAUUCUUAGACCUGACAAGGCAUGGUUUCAUGCGUUAGGAACAAAACAAUCAAAAGAUACUUGUCUUUACGAGGAAAAAGAUGAUACGUUUUCUCUUGACCUUGAAGCUUCCGAGAACAAGAAAUAUUUGUUUGUUGCAUCGGAAAGUAAAACUACAAGGUUCAAUUUUUAUCUUGAUGUUUCCAAGCAUGAAGAAGGUCUUAAAGUUUUGACACAACGUGUGGAUGGUAUUGACACUACUGUCAGCCAUCGUGGAGAUCAUUUCUUUAUUAAGCGGAGAAGUGAUCAAUUUUUCAAUUCAGAAGUUGUAGCAUGUGCUGUCAACAACACCUCUUCAACUACAGUUCUUAUUCCCCACAGAGAAAGUGUGAAAAUUCAGGAGAUACAACUUUUUAGCGAUCAUCUUGUUGCAUAUGAGAGAGAAAAUGGUCUACCAAAAAUAAUUGUUUAUCACCUUCCAUCUGUUGGUGAACCUCUAAGAAGUCUUGAAAGUGGUCAGGUGGUUAGUUUUAUUGAUCCAGUAUACUAUGUGGAUUCUUCAGAGUCAGAGUUUUCGUCAAGUAUUUUACGAUUUUCAUAUAGCUCAUUGAAGACGCCUCCCUCUGUUUAUGACUAUGAUAUGAAGGCUGGAAUCUCAGUUUUGAAGAAGAUUGACUCGGUUCUCGGAGGUUUUGAUGCAACAAAAUACGUCACUGAAAGGCAGUGGGCACGUGCUUCAGAUGGAACUUUGAUUCCCAUGUCACUUGUAUACCGAAAAGAUCUUGUGAAGCUCGAUGGAUCAGAUCCAUUACUACUUUAUGGCUACGGGUCUUAUGAGGCAUGCAUAGAUCCCAGUUUCAAGUCAUCAAGGCUUUCAUUGUUAGAUCGAGGUUUCAUAUAUGUUAUAGCUCAUAUACGCGGAGGUGGUGAAAUGGGGAGGCAGUGGUAUGAGAAUGGGAAGCUGCUCAAGAAAAAGAACACUUUCACUGAUUUUAUUGCAUGUGCUGAACAUUUGAUUGAAAAAAAAUUCUGUUCCAAGGAAAGACUUUGCAUAAAUGGCAGAAGUGCUGGGGGUUUGCUAAUUGGUGGAGUUCUUAAUAUGAGACCGGAUUUAUUCAAGGCUGCUGUGGCCGGAGUACCUUUUGUGGAUGUUGUGACAACAAUGCUUGAUCCAACUAUUCCUCUCACUACUUCUGAAUGGGAGGAAUGGGGUGAUCCUAGGAAGGAGGAAUUCUACUUCUACAUGAAGUCAUAUUCCCCUGUUGAUAAUGUCAAAGUACAGAAUUACCCACAUAUUCUUGUUACAGCUGGAUUAAAUGACCCACGUGUUCUGUAUUCUGAACCUGCAAAGUUCGUGGCAAAAUUGAGGGAUAUGAAAACUGAUGAUAACAUACUGUUGUUUAAAUGUGAACUUGGUGCUGGACAUUUUUCGAAGUCGGGAAGAUUUGAGAAACUUCAGGAAGACGCCUUCACUUAUACAUUCUUCCUAAAGACUCUAAACAUGACUAAUCAUCUUUAGUCUUGGGAUGCCUAAAGUGUGGAUGCUGUGAAGAGAUGGAAUGAUUGGACUUAGUUACACAACCUUGUGACCCUAGCGGGUGUAUUAAUGUGUUGGAACAAAAAAUAUUUAGUCUGACAUACGGUUUACAAUAAAUUGUUUUUAUCACUGUCUAUCAUUAAGAAUAUAAUUCAAAAUGAUUUAAGGAGAAAAUAUAUAUUUAAAAUUCAAAUA
Messenger RNA from Medicago truncatula (barrel medic), 2694 nucleotides. Its product is annotated as protease 2. NCBI's taxonomy places the organism in Eukaryota, Viridiplantae, Streptophyta, Magnoliopsida, Fabales, Fabaceae. Gene Ontology annotation, cellular component: cytosol. Gene Ontology annotation, molecular function: serine-type endopeptidase activity. Gene Ontology annotation, biological process: proteolysis. The record is from RefSeq and is a predicted model, not a curated record. The transcript has 11 exons. Bases 373 to 2481 code for a protein of 702 amino acids.